AUGACGAUGAUCAGAGUUUUCGUUCUUUUGUUUGUCGUAGCCACGUGUCAUGUAUGGAGUACGAGCAGCAGUGUUGAUGGACAAUGCAUAGAGAAGGAGAGAGAAGCCCUUGUAGGCUUUAAGCAAGGCCUUGUCGACGAAUACAACGUUCUAUCAUCCUGGGCAAGCACCGGCGGAGAUUGUUGCACUUGGAGAGGAAUCAGGUGUGAUAACUCAACUCAUCAUAUUAUUGCUCUUGAUCUUCCUGCUCAAUAUAAUGAACAAAUAUUGAGUGGUCAAAUCAGUUCUUCAUUGGCUGAGUUACAACAUUUGAGCUACUUGGAUCUUAGUAGCAAUAAUUUCACUAACAUUCCCGAGUUCAUUGGCUCUUUGUCUAGACUCACAUAUCUCGACCUUUCAGAUAAUCUCUUUGCUGGAAUCAUUCCUUCCCAACUUGGGAAUCUGACGAGGUUAAAGUACCUCAAUCUUUAUAACAAUAAUUUUACUAACAUUCCCGAGUUCAUUGGCUCUUUGUCUAGACUCACAUAUCUCGACCUUUCAUAUAAUCUCUUUGUUGGAAUCAUUCCUUCCCAACUUGGGAAUCUGACGAGGUUAAAGUACCUCAAUCUUUACAAUGCCCCUGGCUAUGGUCAGUUGAUUGGUAAUAGUAUUGAAUGGCUUUCUCAUCUCAACUCUCUUCAAUACUUUGCACUUGGAAAUACUGAUUUUACCAGAGCCACAAAUUGGUUUCAAUCAUUUAAAACAGCCUCCUCCCUAUCACUUUUGGCAUUGUCUAAUUGUGUAUUACCACAAGUAGAUAUCUCAUCUCUUUCGCAUUCCAAUUCAUCCUCUAAUUCUCUCACAGAUCUUUUCAUUGUGAAGAGUUCCGUACACCCCACAACAGUUCCUUGGAUGCUCAAUAUCAGCACCAGUCUCGUUAAUCUUUCACUAUCUGAUAGUCACAUUAAAGGAACUCUUCCAAAUUCUUUUGAAAACAUGAGAUAUCUCAAGAAAAUUGCUUUGUCGGCCAAUGAAUUCGAAGGUGGAAUACCAAAAUCGUUGGGGAAUCUCUGCAGUCUUAAAUUUCUAAGGUUGGAAAUCAACAAGUUCAACACAACACUCGAUGAUGUUUUUAAAAGCCUCAACGGCUGUGCUAGAAACUCAUUGUAUAUUAUGGAUCUGAGUAAGAACAACCUGAGAGGUUCUUUUCCUGAUGAUUCAAAUACAUUUCCGACCCGUCUACAAUAUUUAAGCAUCUUUCACAACCAACUUGAAGGACCCAUACUGACCAAUCUUUCAGUGUUGUCAGACCUUAGAGUAUUGCUUGCCAAUAAUAACAGGUUCAAUGGCACUAUACCUGAAAGUAUUGGUGAGCUCCAAUAUCUCGAGGAUUUAGAUUUCUCUGAUAACUAUUUCUCUGGCCUUGUCUCAGAAGUUCACUUCCGUAAACUUUCCAAUCUAAAGGAACUAUACUUAUCUCGGAACAUGUUAACAGUGAAAUUCGAUCCCGCUUGGGUUCCACCCUUCGACCUACUCUCCGUUAAGUUGAUGUCCUGCAAGUUAGGUCCUCAGUUUCCCAGAUGGCUUCGAAACCAAACAAAUAUUUCUAUUCUUGAUAUUUCACGCACCGAAAUUGAUGAUGUUAUUCCUGAUUGGUUUUCCAACCAUGCUUCCAAACUGAUGGUUCUAAAACUACAGGAUAAUCAAAUUCAUGGCUCAAUCCCACACUAUCUGUCUAGUGUGCGCGUGUUACAUCUCUCUGAUAAUCACUUUGUUACUAUCAAAGAUUUUGUUUGUCAAGGAGUGUCCGACAAAACAGAACAUCUUGAUGUUUCUAAUAACUUGUUAUUCGGAAGCAUCCCUGAUUGUUGGGGGAACUUGAAGUCUUUGGAGUUUCUCAUCUUAAACGACAACAAUUUGUCUGGAGAGAUCCCAAGCUCAAUGGGCUUUUUGAAUAAAAUUCAGUAUUUAAGUCUGAGGCACAACAACUUAUCGGGAGCUUUACCUUCGUCAAUGAAGAAUUGUGCAAAUCUUCAGUUUCUUGAUUUGGAGGAGAAUUCGUUGGAAGGAGAAAUACCAACAUGGAUGGGGGAAGGACUUAGAAAUUUGAUCAUCCUUGGCCUUAAAUCAAAUAAAUUUUAUGGAAGUAUACCAUCAAAUUUAUGCCACAUUCGUUCCAUUCAAAUUUUAGACCUUUCAAUGAAUGAUCUCUCUGGAGAUAUUCCUUCGUGCAUAAACAAUUUUACUCAUAUGAUGGAUAAUAGUACUCAAAAGAGGGUGUUUACCCAUUGGGUUGUUAUCGAGAGGAGGUCUGGUACAAUGGUCUAUGAAAUAACUGCAGGAAAAAUAACUGUAGUAAAAAUUAUGUGGAAAGGAAAAGAAUACGAGUUUCGGUUUUUGGAGUUAUUGAAACUCAUCGAUCUGUCAAGCAAUAAACUAUCUGGUCAAAUACCUGAAGAACUAACAAAUCUGGUUGAAUUGGUUCAACUAAACUUAUCAAGGAACCAUUUAUAUGGACCAAUUCCAAGGGAGAUUGGUAAGAUGAGCAACCUAGAAGCACUGGAUUUCUCCAACAACAAUCUUUCAGGUACAAUUCCCACAAGCUUCGAGAAGCUAUCGUUUUUGGCAAACCUGGAUUUGUCAAAUAACAAAUUCUCAGGAAGAAUCCCUACGAGCACUCAACUGCAAAGCUUUAAUGCUUCUUCAUUCAUCGGAAACAUUGGACUUUGUGGUAAUCCUCUAACAAACUCAUGCUCCGAAAGUAACUCACAUCAUUCAACUAACAUUGGUGACAGUGUUCUUAGAGAUGGUAAAGAAUGGUUUGACAUGUCAUGGCUUAAAAUGGGAUUUGGAGCUGGAGUUGGAGUUGGGUUUGCUGGAGUUACUGGUUAUUUUUUGUUCAAUAUUUCUUGGAAACUAGCCUUUAUCCAAUUCUUAAAUAAAGUGAAAUUGGUUCUACAUGGAUGA
Messenger RNA from Humulus lupulus (European hop), 2946 nucleotides. RefSeq names its product receptor-like protein EIX2. NCBI's taxonomy places the organism in Eukaryota, Viridiplantae, Streptophyta, Magnoliopsida, Rosales, Cannabaceae. Gene Ontology annotation, molecular function: protein binding. The transcript has a single exon. The record is from RefSeq and is a predicted model, not a curated record. Bases 1 to 2946 code for a protein of 981 amino acids.